Molecule: messenger RNA, 1296 nt
Organism: Sebastes umbrosus (honeycomb rockfish)
Lineage: Eukaryota; Metazoa; Chordata; Actinopteri; Perciformes; Sebastidae
Exons: 6
Coding region: 34-747 (237 amino acids)
Molecular function (GO): DNA binding
Source: RefSeq, a predicted model, not a curated record
CCAGCUGCGCAGCCGCAGCCGCAGUCAGCAGCCAUGCCUCAGCAGCUCUCAACCGCCGCGGUGCUGCAGCUCCUCCUGCUGCUCUCCGCCGUGCCCGCGCAGUACUUCAUCUCUCGCUGGAGCGGCACCACGCCGGCGCAGCGCUACCACGCGAGCACACGGAUGCUUAGAAUAUGGAAAGAUUGGAGAUCAUCUUACCUCAGUGGCACUGCAUGGAUGGAAUGGGCAGACCAGCAGAUGUCCAAAUUCCAGUCUUGGCUCGGCUUGGAACAGGACGUGUUUCAAGAGUCGCUUGCCUUAGAGACCAUGCUUUUUGACAAUGACCAGGAAUUCUUUGGAGCCUCCAAGAAAGUGCGUAGCCCUCGUCCUCCAUAUGUGUUCCUGAAGGUUGGAGAGGUGGUGAUGGAGCGGAAGGGCAAUAUGGUCGGGGUGGUGGUGAGCUGGGACUCUGAGCUGCGAGCCCCUCCACAGUGGGUCGACAGAGUCUACUCCGACUCUCAGGGCCUCAAAGCAGAGAAGACGCCUCAUUAUAAAGUCCUGUUCGGCGGGCCUGGACCCUCCUCUCUAAUGGUUGGAUACUUGCCCCAGACACAACUGGAGCGCAUCACUGGGAUGAGGCCGGACAUUCCCACCUUGGAGAAUUACUUCACACAUUUUGAUGGGGAGCGGUUUGUCAUGCAGCCCUGGCUCAGAGAGCUCUACCCUGAAGAUGGGGAUGGGAAUGAGGAAGAGCAUGAAGACACCUGACUGCCUGUGCUACAGGUGACACAAGAUAUGCAAUGUUAAAAACACCAGAGGAAGCGUGGCUUCUAUGGAUGUUUUUCUGACUUCCCAAAGGUUUUUGAGAGACCCAUAUAUCAGGUCUCAAGUUCUUUAUCUGUCUAAGAAGCCAACUGGAAUCUGUCAGUCGUUGUUGAAAUGAUUGGAAACCGGAAGAUUUGAGCAGAUCGAGGAUCACUUUCAAAUCCCUCCAUGCUGGAUCUCAAUGUGAGGGUGCCUUUUGACUAACUCUGGGACUUACUCAUGAAAUGAUAUUUACCUUUAUGUCUUUGAGAUGUUGAAAUAUAAAGUGUUUUAAAUUGAAGUGCCAAAAAACAGAUGAAAAACAUUUAAUUUAAUGUUUGCCUGAAGUUAAAUGAUGACCGUAAAUGCUUGAAAUGACAACAUCGCUUUAAAAUCUAUGAAGUUCUUUUCUGUUUACAACACUGUGUUGGCCGAGGUAGAAAAAAAAAACUUUGAAAAAUUGCACUUUUAUUUAGCCAUCACAACUAAGCAAUAAAAUAAUAUGAACUGUGA